This is a messenger RNA of Oncorhynchus keta (chum salmon), 2162 nucleotides long. RefSeq lists its product as uncharacterized. The coding region runs from base 1 to 1431 and encodes 476 amino acids. Lineage: Eukaryota; Metazoa; Chordata; Actinopteri; Salmoniformes; Salmonidae. The transcript is spliced from 2 exons. The record is from RefSeq and is a predicted model, not a curated record.
AUGGUUCUACAGUGGAGUACAUUCUAUACCCCCGAUGGUUCUGCAGUGGAGGACAUUCUAUACCCUCCUGGUUCUGCAGUGGAGGACAUUCUAUACCCUCCUGGUUCUGCAGUGGAGGACAUUCUAUACUCUCCUGGUUCUGCAGUGGAGGACAUUCUAGACCCCCCUGGUUCUGCAGUGGAGGACAUUCUAGACCCCCUGGUUAUGCAGUGGAGGACAUUCUAUACCCCCGAUGGUUCUGCAGUGGAGGACAUUCUAGACCCCCCUGGUUAUGCAGUGGAGGACAUUCUAUACCCCCGAUGGUUAUGCAGUGGAGGACAUUCUAUACCCCCGAUGGUUCUACAGUGGAGUAGAUUCUAUACCCCCGAUGGUUCUGCAGUGGAGGACAUUCUAUACCCUCCUGGUUCUGCAGUGGAGGACAUUCUAUACCCUCCUGGUUCUGCAGUGGAGGACAUUCUAUACCCCCCCAUGGUUCUGCAGUGGAGGACAUUCUAUACCCUCCUGGUUCUGCAGUGGAGGACAUUCUAUGCCCUCCUGGUUCUACAGUGGAGUACAUUCUAUACCCCCAAUGGUUCUGCAGUGGAGGACAUUCUAUACCCUCCUGGUUCUGCAGUGGAGGACAUUCUAUACCCUCCUGGUUCUGCAGUGGAGGACAUUCUAGACCCCCCUGGUUCUGCAGUGGAGGACAUUCUAAACCCCCGAUGGUUCUGCAGUGGAGGACAUUCUAGACCCCCCUGGUUAUGCAGUGGAGGACAUUCUAUACCCCCGAUGGUUAUGCAGUGGAGGACAUUCUAUACCCCCGAUGGUUCUACAGUGGAGUACAUUCUAUACCCCCGAUGGUUCUGCAGUGGAGGACAUUCUAUACCCUCCUGGUUCUGCAGUGGAGGACAUUCUAUACCCUCCUGGUUCUGCAGUGGAGGACAUUCUAUACCCCCCAUGGUUCUGCAGUGGAGGACAUUCUAUACCCUCCUGGUUCUGCAGUGGAGGACAUUCUAUACCCUCCUGGUUCUACAGUGGAGUACAUUCUAUACCCCCGAUGGUUCUGCAGUGGAGGACAUUCUAUACCCUCCUGGUUCUGCAGAGGAGGACAUUCUAUACCCCCCUGGUUCUGCAGUGGAGGACAUUCUAUACCCCCGAUGGUUCUGCAGUGGAGGACAUUCUAUACCCUCCUGGUUCUACAGUGGAGUACAUUCUAUACCCCCGGUGGUUCUGCAGUGGAGGACAUUCUAUACCCUCCUGGUUCUGCAGUGGAGGACAUUCUAUACCCCCGGUGGUUCUGCAGUGGAGGACAUUCUAUACCCCCGAUGGUUCUGCAGUGGAGGACAUUCUAUACCCCCGAUGGUUCUGCAGUGGAGGACAUUCUAUACCCUCCUGGUUCUGCAGUGGAGGACAUUAUAUACCCUCCUGGUUCUGCAGUGGAGGACAUUCUAGACCCUCCUGGUUCUGCAGUGGAGGACAUUCUAUACCCUCCUGGUUCUGCAGUGGAGGACAUUCUAUACCCUCCUGGUUCUGCAGUGGAGGACAUUAUAUACCCUCCUGGUUCUGCAGUGGGGGACAUUCUAUACCCUCCUGGUUCUGCAGUGGAGGACAUUCUAUACCCUCCUGGUUCUGCAGUGGAGGACAUUCUAUACCCUCCUGGUUCUGCAGUGGAGGACAUUCUAGACCCCUCUGGUUAUGCAGUGGAGGACAUUCUAUACCCCCGAUGGUUAUGCAGUGGAGGACAUUCUAUACCCCCCAUGGUUCUGCAGUGGAGGACAUUCUAUACCCUCCUGGUUCUGCAGUGGAGGACAUUCUAUACCCUCCUGGUUCUGCAGUGGAGGACAUUCUAUACCAUAGAGAUUAGAUAUCGCUACGUUUUAUACCGUCCUAGACCCUCCUCCUGUCUCUCCUCAAGUCUCUGCUCCAGUCUCUCCUCCUGGACCUUCCUCAUGUCACGUGACUUAACAGGAAAGUGCUGUGUUCUAGCCAGAGACCUUCUAUCCCCGGCAACCAUCCAGUUUGCCUCUCUGUGUGAAGUUUAACAGAUCAUGGCAAGGAUGGAAAGGGUGAUGACGUUCUCCACCUACCUACCACACCCUACAGAACACAUCUAUUGCCAAAAGAACCUACUAGUCUAUGUCCUACAGAACACUACAGCCACGCCGACAGCCAAUAGAACUCUG